UUAUCAUUUAAAAAAAUAAAAAGAAGUGAAGAUAAAAUAACAUGACGACGGUCCCUCUGUUGGUGCUGCCGAUUUCUCUCCUCCACCACCGUCAACCUUCUUCUUCUUCUUCUCCUCUAACUCUUCCACCACACUCUCACACCCAUAAUUUCCCUUAUCCCAUUUUCUCAAAUUCUUCAAACAACAAAAAAACCAUAGUGUUUGGUAUCAAUCCCAGUGACUCAAGACCAGACAAUCCUCUCUUCUUGGAUGAAAACAAUGCUGUUGUCGAUGACAUGGAUGGUUACCUCAAUAACCUAUCACUCGAAUAUGAAUCUGUUUGGGACACCAAACCAUCUUGGUGUCAGCCAUGGACAAUUACUUUAACAGGGGUUUCAAUUGUUGCUAUUAGUUGGUUAAUUUUCCACUCUAUUUUUGUUACUUCAGCUAUAUCAUUACUCAUAUUUGCAUGGUGGUACAUCUUUCUAUAUUCUUAUCCUAAGGCAUAUUCAGCGAUGAUUGCUGAGCGCAGAGAAAGGGUUACAGAUGGUGUUGAGGACACAUUUGGUCGUAGGAAGUAGCAGUGAUUUGAAUUAUCCCACUCUUCAGUUCUGCUCAUCUUUCUUUCUGUAUGUCUCAUAAGUUAUCUCUACCUGUAUUUUCAUAUUGUUAACACAACCGUAGCUGUUAAGGCCUUUGUUCACACUAUUUCUGUAAAUUAGCUUGGAGAUCAUAUAAUGAAGUGCAAGUCUUGACAACUAACAA
Trifolium pratense (red clover) is the source of this 744-nucleotide messenger RNA. RefSeq lists its product as uncharacterized. Gene Ontology annotation, cellular component: chloroplast. The record is from RefSeq and is a predicted model, not a curated record. The coding region runs from base 42 to 560 and encodes 172 amino acids. NCBI's taxonomy places the organism in Eukaryota, Viridiplantae, Streptophyta, Magnoliopsida, Fabales, Fabaceae. The transcript is spliced from 3 exons.